CUUUGAUGAGUCAAUAAUUUUGACAGAAACUUUUAGUUUUAUUUUGUAGAGCAGUCCAAAUUUUUGUAAUACAAUAACUUAAAAAUUUUAAAAAAAAAAAAAAGAAGAAAAGUUAAAAUAUAUUUUUAAAAUAUGGGAAGCUGCAAGAAAAAUAGUUAUAAUGUUAUGGAUGAAAUAAGCAAAUUAAUUUGUGAAAUGGAUUGCCGAAAACCCGAGCCAGAAUGUUGUAAUAUAUCAUGUCCACCACUGGGAUGUCCACAAGGACCCUGCCCAGGAAUGUGCACUAUUCAAAGAGCUCCUGAUCCAUGUUGUGUCUCCAAGAUGCCAAAGUCAUUUUCUUGCAAACCAACAUCACAAUGUUGUGUUCCUAGUCCGUGUUUUCCAACAAAAAAAUACUGUCUUACUCCUGCUAUACCUUCACGACAAAAAACAUUUGCCCUAAAUUGUCAACCACCCUGCUGCCCACCAGUACCACAAUCAUGUGAAUGGGAUCGUGAACAUAUUAAAGUUUGUUAUCCUACUGGACCGAGCUGUUGUCCAACUCCUUGUUGUCCAGCUCCAUUAACUUGUGUUCAACCACAAAAACAAGCAUGGCAAAUGUGUUGUCCAACGACAUAUCCCAAGCCAUGUCCACCUCCAUGUCCUCCACCUGUUCCCAGCUGUCCUUUACCAAGAAAUUUGUCAUCACCACCUGCAUGUUCAACAUACAUUGUUUCCAUUCCACCUCGAUAAACACAAUCAUUGUAUAUUUAUUUGAAUAUUAAUAAAAAAAUAUAAAGAACAUACAAUGCAAAAAAAA
Aphidius gifuensis is the source of this 799-nucleotide messenger RNA. Its product is annotated as keratin-associated protein 10-12-like. Bases 133 to 732 code for a protein of 199 amino acids. The record is from RefSeq and is a predicted model, not a curated record. Lineage: Eukaryota; Metazoa; Arthropoda; Insecta; Hymenoptera; Braconidae. The transcript has 2 exons.